Oenanthe melanoleuca is the source of this 1601-nucleotide messenger RNA. Its product is annotated as leucine-rich repeats and immunoglobulin-like domains protein 2. The record is from RefSeq and is a predicted model, not a curated record. The coding region runs from base 82 to 798 and encodes 238 amino acids. NCBI's taxonomy places the organism in Eukaryota, Metazoa, Chordata, Aves, Passeriformes, Muscicapidae. The transcript has 6 exons.
GGGAGGACUCGGACUCGGGCCGGAGGCGCCGCCCGGUCCCGCCCCGGCCGUGCACAGCUCGUGGCGCCGCCGACCCCGCCGAUGUUCCCCGUCCCCCUCCUCUCCUUCCUCUCCCUCCUCUCCCUCCUCUCCUUCCUCUCCCUCCUCCUCCUCCUGCUCGCCCCCGGCAGCGCCGCGGUCGCCGCGGGGGUCACAGGCGAGUGUCAGCCCGCCCGCCCGUCCCCGGUGUCCUGCUCCGCGCUGCUGCCGGCACCCUCCCGCGGAGCCCGGGAGCACCGCCGGGGCUCGGAGCAGGGGCUGAUCCUCAGCCACGGCCCCCCGAGCGAGUCCCGGCCCAGCGGGGCGCUGCGGGUGCGGCUGUGCCGCCUGCGGGGCCGGCGGGCGGCCGCAGCCCGGCUGCAGCUCAGCGUGCUGGAGCCGCUGUCCCAGCCCAGGAUCGUGGGCAGCCGGGUGGUGAAGGCGGGCAGCAGCGCCCGGCUGGUGUGCAGCGUGCUGCGCGGGCAGGCAGACUCCUACUGGUGGAAGAAGAACGGGGCGGUGCUGCGGGGCAGCGAGCGCCUCCGCCUGCUGGGGAACCGCACCCUCUGCAUCCUGCACGCCACCAUCAGCGACAGCGGCUACUACACCUGCGUGGUGAGCAACGCUGUGAGCCAGAACGAGACCUCCUUCCUGCUGCAGGUGCACCACUCUGCCAACGUGGUGCUGCCCAUGGUCCUGGCCUGUGUCAUCAUUGGUGUGCUUGCAGGUAUCUUUGUCUGGUGCCGGAGAAGGAAGAACUCGAGUGGUGACUCCAGGUAGAGCUGCCUCAGCCCUGCCUUCCCUGGAGGUGGAUACUGCUGGGAGUGCCAGGUGUCCCAUCCUGUCCCAUCCCAGCCUCUCCUGGGCUCACCUCUGAAGUGUUCAAGCUGCCAGGACCUGCAGAUAGUUUUUUGGAAAGCUCUGGUUUGGACUUGUUUCUGUGUUGUCCUGCUGUGCAUCCCUGGGGAGAGGGAUGUACCUGCUGCCCCCCUCCACCCUCCUGCCUUCCUGCAGAGCCUCCAUGGGCCCAUGGCUCUGCCAGGAGCCACUGGCCCUGUCCUGGGGCUGCUGGCUGAGCUCUGGGCAUGCUGCUCUGUGUGGCCCUGGGAGGGAGGAGAGGGGCAGGGCUGUGCAGCCAGGGGGAGCAGGGGCAGCAGCAGCUGGCAGGGAAUGGGGCAGCAGCAGAGGAGGUCAGUGUGGGAAGGGAGAUCCCAAGGAAGUCCCUGGGGACAUGAAACACUUGCUGCUCUUUCUGAGCUGAUCAGAGCUCCUCUUCCUCCCACGCUGCUUUUUGAUGGCUCAGCUGGGACUUUGACAUGUUAAUAACAACCUUCAGCCUGCUGCUUGUAGGGCACUGCCUUGGUUCCCAGAAAAUUCACGUUGUAGGCAGCUCCCUGUUGUCCCUGGAAGGGGCACAGUGAGGUUCCAGCCCCGCUGGAACUGCAGGCUGUCCUGUUCUCUGUUGCACUUGGGGCUGUAAAACAGCCACGUGUUUCACAAGAAACACUUUUGGGGAGUUGUCUGUGAAUGGUUUUGUGGUUUGUGAUGGCUGUUGCUGCUAAUAAAGAGUGUGUUUUAUCCCA